UUCGGGAGCUGUAUAUCGAAGGAAACCUUGUGAAGGUUUACCCUGGCUCAAGCAAGGUGGUCUCGUCACUGAAACUGGGACGGACGGUCAGCGGUGCCGUGGUUGGGGAACUGAUCCGUGCAAACCGCGCCACGCUCGAGUCGUUCUCCGUUGACAUGUACCGGAGUGACAGGAACCAGUGGCUUCAUUACGAUGGCUCUGAUCCGAAGUCGCCAUUGUGGAAGGAGCUAACCAAGUGCAAAGGUUUGAAGCGAAUGUCCUUAACGCCGCCCAUAACCUUGAUCAACUCUUUCCCACAACUGCGGUCGUUCAGCAUCCAUGAGUUUGGUGAUGAGAAGCAUAUCAGUGUAAAAAGAAUCUUUUCAAAGUCGCCUGUCCUCAAGAAGCUCGAGAAACUAAGUUUAGGAAUGGGCUACCAUGGUCAUCGAGGACUGUUACAGAUUGUGGGGUCCAACUGCACAGCGGUACGUGAGCUCGCCAUCCUGUUUCGGAGCUCAGGUCGCAUGGAUUUCGUGAAUGUGCACGUGGACGUUCCGCGGGACCUGCACGUUAUUUUGGGCAGCAUGUCCAACUUGCAGAAGCUGACGCUGUCUGUCGCCCGAGUGCCUAGCACUGUGCUGGACGGCAUAGCACAAGGCGCUCUCCCAAAGCUGACGCACCUCAAGCUGAAUUCUUGUGGC
Frankliniella occidentalis (western flower thrips) is the source of this 680-nucleotide messenger RNA. RefSeq lists its product as uncharacterized. The record is from RefSeq and is a predicted model, not a curated record. Gene Ontology annotation, molecular function: protein binding. NCBI's taxonomy places the organism in Eukaryota, Metazoa, Arthropoda, Insecta, Thysanoptera, Thripidae.